Fusarium coffeatum is the source of this 1917-nucleotide messenger RNA. RefSeq lists its product as uncharacterized. The transcript is spliced from 4 exons. Gene Ontology annotation, molecular function: metal ion binding. Lineage: Eukaryota; Fungi; Ascomycota; Sordariomycetes; Hypocreales; Nectriaceae. The record is from RefSeq and is a predicted model, not a curated record. Bases 1 to 1917 code for a protein of 638 amino acids.
AUGACGAUCUGUAAAUUCUUCCAGCAAGGAAACUGCAAGUUUGGCAAUCGCUGCCGAUUCGAUCACGUAAACCCGAACAAUUCAAACCAAUCUUCAAACCGCUUCGGAGCUCUAGGAGGCAAUAACCAAAACCCAGCUGAGAAAUAUAGUAUCAACGCCGAUACAAUCGAAAAGGAUUUGACGAGCGAGGUACCGCAAUGGAUUCUCUCAGCCUAUGCGCCAGGGCGAGAUGCUCCUGGACAGCUCUUUGGAGGAUUUCCCCGUGAGCAAAGUUUUGAAGAGCUGCGACUACACUUUAUGAUGGGCAAGGCUUCAGGAAACGAACAACAAUCUCUGAAUGAAGCACAAGAACUAUACGCGAACGCGCAGCAGCAAAUGCAAACCGCCCUCCGCGAUGUUAAGGGAGCUGUGGAAUUCAUAGUCAGCGCCGAAAAUAAUCAUCCCAACCGCCACGAUAUCUGCAGAGAAGGAACACAAGGAGCUCCCUUCGGAGAAUUUCUUGUUGGAAAGCGACCCAAAUCGACAAUUGCCGAGACUCCAGCUCAAUCAAACCCCUUCGGAUCGAACAACAACAAUACCGCAUCUCCCUUUGGUGGUGGCGCAUCAACAGGUGCAAGUGCUUUUGGUCAGCCCUCAGCUCUCGGCGCGAAACCGAGCGCGUUUGGAGCUCCUGCGUUUGGGCAACCGUCACAGCCAGCGCAGGGAGGCUCAGCUUUUGGCCAGCCCUCACAACCAUCGGCGUUUGGUCAACCUUCACAACUAGGACAAACUGGAUCUGCGUUCGGACAGCCUAGUCAACCCUCGGCUUUUGGUCAACCUUCUCAACCGGCCUCUGCCUUUGGACAGCCUUCAGCAUUGGGUUCGCAGCCCAGCGCGUUCGGGACACCAGCUUUCGGACAGCCCUCCCAGCCUAACGCUGGAGGUAGUGUUUUCGGCCAACCUUCACAACCGAAUUCUGGGGGUAGCGCUUUUGGGCAACCCUCGCAACCUAACUCACAGGGCAGUGCGUUCGGGCAGCCCUCACAACUUGGGGCAGGAGGCAGUGCUUUUGGACAGGCAAGCCAACUUGGUGCAAAGCCAAGUCCUUUUGGAGCUCCCAGUACAACAAACAACACCGCCAGUCCCUUCGGAGCUGCAGCGAAUAAUAACAAUGCUUCAGCGAGCCCCUUCGGUGCUCCCAGUACCGCUGCAAACCAAAGCGCUAACCCAUUCGGCUCAAACAACAAUAAUCAAAACAAUGCAGCAGCCAACCCGUUCGGAAAGCCGUCUCAGCCUGCGCAAGGAGCUUCACCUUUUGGACAGCCAUCGAGUGCCCCGUCGCCAGCGGCGUCUAACCCGUUCGCUUCCACAAACACCACUAACCAAGCAGCGAACAAUCCUUUUGGCCAACCCUCACAACCUCAGGCCAAUGGGUUUGCAUCACAAAACAACCAGUCGCAAGCCAGCAACCCAUUCGGUCAACCUUCUCAACCAGCAGCAAGCCCCUUUGGUCAACCUACGAACACCGCGACCGCCAAUUCAGCUUCUUCAAACCCAUUUGCGUCGCAGCAAACGUCGGUAGCAACCGCAGCAACCGCUACAGCGGGGAGCCCAUACCCACCUGGAAGCAGCAAACAGCACCCGCCAGUCGAAAGUUACAGCUCCAAGGGAAUGGACGGACAGCUCUCUAUGUUUAAAGGCAAACCCGUUACUUACAAGGAAGGCUUGCCUGGUAUUAAAGAUUUUGAUGGAACCUGGCGGCGAAUCUGGUUUCCCAACGGACCUCCAGGAUACUCAGCGGACACCGAGUUACCUCCUGAGAAGUACGACGACAAAUCCAAGGCCCAGUGGAUGGCGUUCGCACAAACAGGUACCUUUGCGGAUGGGCUCAUGCCCGAGUUACCCCCACCAAGGGAAUGUACCUUGUGGGAUUUUUAA